Messenger RNA from Porites evermanni, 1099 nucleotides. The record is from the annotation of a GenBank genome assembly. NCBI's taxonomy places the organism in Eukaryota, Metazoa, Cnidaria, Anthozoa, Scleractinia, Poritidae.
AUGAAGGUACAAGUCCAAAUUGCUGUUGUCUUCAUCCUGUUUAUUUCUGCAUGGGUGGACUGUACAGGUGUACCGUCCUGUGCCACCAUGAGAACCUGGUUUCCAGAAACUAAUCCGCUUGCCUUGGCGGAUAACCUACCAUAUGACUUAAGUGUCAGUGGAAGAUAUCCUGGGCAGUCAGUACCUGCUUAUAUCCCUAACAGUAUUCAUACAGGUAGGCUUUAAUAGUAGAUUUAACAAAGUAACCAUUUUAAAUAUCAUUGUACUAGGACACUGGGAUUGGGGUUCAGGACCUGCAUGUUUGUGAUGGCUGAUAGCUAGAUUGAAUUGGAAGAAACACAUUUUUAGUUGUUCAUAUAAAUCAAAAUUUUCUUCCUAAUAUGGAAUCACUGAUGCUGCCCCACUAGUGUUGUGAAAAGUUUGUAUACAAUGCAAACAAAGCGCUACAAAGAGCAAUGAUUACAGUUUUACAAAGUAAAAUUCGACCAAAAUCGGAAUACGAAAUCAUGGCCAGGAUUAACUUUAAUUCCUGACAAGACAAAGGCGAAUUAUCAUGAUAAGUGUCUUAUGGGCCUGGCCUAACUAGGUGACGAAAGCUAGCGCAUGCUCAAAAAAGUUGCGGAUACGUCACCGAACUGCACUGACCGAGGAGGCCUGGGAAGAUGCUGAACAGGGACUAGGCAACUUAUGUGUGACAGAGUGUGAACAGUAGCAAGGGAGGUGGGGAAAGUAAGCCCUUACAAUUUCACUAAAUUCAACCCACUUAAUUAUGUCAUGUAUGGACACCCUGUUAACGUGGGCACUUUCUUUGUCCCCCUCAGUGUCUGUUAUAAAUUGGGUUGGAAUGUACAUGUUUACUAGUUGCUGUCCCUUAAGCUUUGUGAAUAAUCUCGUAGACUUAAACAGUAAAUAUGAUUUUGUUUCAGUUUAUCUCAAUGGAUCUUAUUUGGCAAAUGAGAUGAGAAUGAGAAACUUUCUUGGAUUUAUUAUUUCUGCUGAAAACUCUGUGAAAGCAUACCCCAAUGGCUAUUUUGAGAAUUUGCCUGCAGGAGUUGAACAGAUUAACUGCAGUACUCUUAAAGUAAGUACUAGAGAUUAA